Messenger RNA from Pieris macdunnoughi, 2139 nucleotides. The record is from the annotation of a GenBank genome assembly. NCBI's taxonomy places the organism in Eukaryota, Metazoa, Arthropoda, Insecta, Lepidoptera, Pieridae.
AUGGCCUUUACGCAACAGUUGUCGAAUUAUCCCUUACCUGAGAUACCUGUAAUCGCUGGCACGGGUAUGUCGAGUGGAAUGGGAGGCACCCUCGGCGGCCACUGCCAACUGGCGAAUCAGCCGCUGGUGAUGCCAGUCUUCCCACCUCGAACUAGUCAACCAAGCCCCGUUCCAGUGUACUCUCCAUCACGGUUUCACAUAGACAAGAGAUGCCAGCACCGAUGCACGUGGAAAUGCUUAGCCAUAGCGAUGAUAUGUCUGUGCGUAAUAUUAGCAGCGAUGCUCGCCUAUUUUAUAGCAUUAUCGUCAAUUAAAAGUAAUAUAGACAAUUCUAAUUGCAUACUGGUUCAAGAUGUAAAGGCUGUUACACAUUCUCAUGGGAUUAGAGAUGCAUUAUCAACAUCUUCGCCUUCUGAUGAAUCGAUAUCCACGUCGUCUUUAGGAUGGUCAACAACAGCUGAAGCGGCUAUAGAAUCAGCAGUGAUACCACAACAAGCCCAACAAGCAGCACCACCACCUUGGUCACCCGCCUUAGAAGUUAGAGAAUUUGACCAACUACAUAGUGCAACCAUACCGGCUUAUCAAUUCUGGAGUUCGGAAUUUAGAAAUAAACAGCCAGCGUUUGUCAGUCUAAACUUCACAGUGCCAUGGGGAGCAAACUUCGCAGUUUACGGGAGAAGAAACGUCGCACCUAGUGUCACCCAAUACGACUUUGUGGAGUUUAUUCGUGGUGGUAGAGUUGAUCACAGACUUAGACGGAAAAGAAGCACCCUCUCGCGAGACAUUACUGACCAUAAUUUUAACGACUUCGAAUCUUUAUUCAUCUCGCCUAAAUCUCACCAAAGAUGGAACCAUACAAUCUCAAGGCGGUCUACUGACAUGAGAGUGAACGUCAGCAUUCUACAGUAUCUGGACACAGGAAGAUGGUUCAUAUCAAUUUACAAUGACGAACUUCAACCGCACACAGUUGAAAUGAUAGUAACUGAAGCUGAAGGUGUAACUAACUCCUGUCCAGACGACUGUUCAGGUCAUGGCUCCUGUUAUCUGGGAAAAUGCGAUUGUUCGGACGGUUUUGAGGGCCACGAUUGUUCGAAAAGCGUGUGCCCCGUACUUUGUUCCGGUCAUGGUGCUUACGCCGGUGGAAUUUGUCAUUGCUCAGAAGGUUGGAAAGGAGCUGAAUGCGACGUGCCGGCCCACGAUUGUGAGCCCGCUGAUUGUUCGGGAAGGGGACGGUGUAUUGCGGGACAAUGUCAUUGUAAGCCUGGAUGGAAAGGAGUUAAAUGUGAUGAAGAGGAUUGUCUGGACCCUACGUGCGGCGGUCACGGCUCUUGCGUUCGAGGAAGGUGUGUUUGCCGCGCGGGAUGGAGAGGCGCAGCCUGCACAGAUCGUGACGCCAGGGUCCAAAGAUGCCUUCCAGCUUGCUCUCAAAGAGGCAUCUAUGAUCUUGAUGCUGGGAGAUGCGUUUGUGAUCCACUGUAUACCGGCGAUGACUGCUCUCAAGUGGUAUGUUCACUGGAUUGUGGGCCGCACGGAGUUUGCGCGGAAGGUGUAUGUCGCUGUGACGAUGGUUGGACUGGAUCGAUGUGUGACCAGAGACCUUGCGAUACACGGUGUCAUGAACAUGGGCAAUGUAAGAAUGGCACCUGUGUUUGUACACAGGGAUGGAACGGACGACAUUGUACUAUACCUGGUUGUCCCAAUGGCUGCUCGCGUCACGGUCAGUGCCUCCUCGAAGACGGUGUCUAUCGGUGUUCCUGCGCUGAUGGCUGGGCUGGAACUGACUGCUCCAUUGCUCUUGAACUUUCUUGCAGUGAUAACGAGGACAACGACGAAGAUGGCAUGACGGACUGCUCGGAUUCCGAAUGCUGCAGUCGCCCAGAAUGCACAGAACACAUCAUGUGUUUGGCCUCCAAUGACCCCGUCGAGGUUCUGCUUCGUAAACAACCACCAUCAGUUACCGCUUCGUUCUACCAACGGGUCAAGUUCCUCAUAGAAGAGAACUCUGUCCAGAGCUACGCGCAUAUGGACGAAUACUCUGAAAGGUAUCUGUGUAGUAAUCUGUCCUGUCUUUCUGUGUCCCUGUGCCGCCGUGUGUCCGCCACUCCUAGCGAGUUCUGGAAUUCCUUUACACCAUGGUAA